AUGCUUGUUUGUCAUACCAUAACAAACAAGAUUUACAUAGGAACUCGUGUCCGAAAGUGCGAACGGCGACCGCUAGAGGGCAAUGUUCGCAGGCGUAGAAGGGCAAAAAGAAAGGAUGCGCGUGACUACCAUUAUGAAUUCACGGAAUGUGACCAAAGUGGAGGCCGGUGGCGAGUUUCGGUUCCAAAACCUUUGACCUGCGUGGGUGGAGCUCCCAACCCCCCAACACGAGUUAACGACUGCCGUAUAUCGUGUGAAGCGGGUACCUAUUUCAACCGUUCUACCUUAGAGUGCGUUUCGUGUCCUCCCGGAACCUAUUCUUUGGGCGGGGGCGUGAAGUUCGACUCAUGGGACCAUCUCCCCCUGGGAUUCCACGUGUCCUUGGAAUCGUUCGAGAGCAGCUUCCGAAUGCUCCACAGUUUCAACGUUGACAGUGGCGUCAACUGUUCCGAGUAUGGUUGGAAACCACAGAAAUCAUUUAUCUCCUCCCAUGGAGGACCUUGUGCAGCGACUUUAACCUAUUCUGUAAAGCUGGUCAAGCCUGGUGUACUUUCCUAUACCUACCAGUAUACAGAUCCUUCCAUUCUGUUUAAUUUUGAGGCUCAAAAUGACCAGUGCCAAUCCAUCGAUGAUGUUGAGAAAUAUAAGUGGCCCAGAACCACUGACGAAGCUAAAUGGAGAACGUCAACAGUUCAGCUGAAAGCGGGUCUGAAUGUCCUUUACUGGAAAACCGUAGGAAUGGGGUUCUCAGAAAACACGAGGAAAUCCCAGCCAGUUCGCAUUAAGAAAAUAGAAAUUAGCGGUGUGGCUUAUACAUCAGAAUGCAGUCCUUGCGCACCAGGGUCCUACAGCAGUCUUGGUUCUAAACUGUGCACUCCUUGUCCCGAAAAUACUUAUUCUGACGUUGGUUCUUCGGACUGCACUCCUUGUGAUUCUUUAACACAAUAUGCUCCCAAAGGCUCUUCAAAGUGUCUGGAGAGACCUCCGUGCACCAAGCAAGACUUCUAUGAAAUGCACACGCCGUGUGACGAUAUGAAAAUGACACAAAUUGUCUAUAAGUGGAUGGAACCGAAGAUCUGCCGAGAUGAUGUGCCUAAUUCCGUUCCUCUGCCCACAAUUACCGACAAGACACCUUGUCCUCCUUGCAAUCCAGGGAUGGAAUAUUCCAACCAAUCCAUGUGCGCAUUUUGUGCAAAGGAUCAUUAUUCUGACGGUUCAGAACCUUGCAAGCCUUGUCCACCCUCCACUGCACCCAACUAUGGACUCUUCUUCAAGUGGUGGCCUGAGAUACCCCCAGGAAUGUACUCUCGUUGCAUGAGUCUCGAAGAGGGGGGCUGCAUGACGAACCUGGUCUGGCAACCGGCUGGAGAUCACAUACGAACCACUACUGGGCAAAGCCUGGACGCUUACCUCAUCCUGUCGCUGGACGUGCCUGGAUUUCGUACAAAGGAAAGAAUAAUGAAUGGCCAAUCGGCUGAGAUUGGAACAGUCAGCUUCACUUUCGAAUUGAUUUGCUCUCAAGCUUGCACUUUUGUCUUUAUGAUGGUAAAUUUUAUUGGUAAUCAAUACAGAUUUGCAAACGAAUGAAUCAUUGUGAAAUUU
Messenger RNA from Stegodyphus dumicola, 1602 nucleotides. Its product is annotated as endosome/lysosome-associated apoptosis and autophagy regulator family member 2-like. NCBI's taxonomy places the organism in Eukaryota, Metazoa, Arthropoda, Arachnida, Araneae, Eresidae. The record is from RefSeq and is a predicted model, not a curated record. Gene Ontology annotation, cellular component: membrane.